AUGGUUCUCUACUUGAACCGUGUAGCUCAUCUUAUAACGGUCUUGAUUGCUCUUGGGAGCCUAGCGGCCGUGUCCCGUGGGCAGUUGAACGUCGGAUUCUACUCCAAAACGUGCCCCACUGCCGAGUCCAUAGUCAGGUCAGUCUUAGCCAAUCAUUUCAAUAAUGACAAGACAAUCCCGGCACCAAUCCUUAGAAUGUUCUUCCAUGACUGCUUCGUCAGUGGCUGCGACGGCUCCAUCCUUCUCGACGGACCCAACUCUGAGAAGACAGCUGUCCCCAACCUCAGUCUCAGGGGAUUCGAAGUCAUUGAAGAAGCCAAACAGCAAAUCGAGGCUGUCUGCCCUGGCGUCGUCUCCUGCGCCGACAUUCUUGCCCUAGCCGCACGUGAUUCUGUAGUGCUCGUAAGCGGGCACACAAUCGGGACAGCGGCAUGCCAGUUCAUCAGCUACCGUCUGUACAACUACAACAACACGGGAAAGGCGGACCCGACCAUCAACCGGGCCUUCCUCCCGAUCCUGCGGAAUGACUGUCCGCAGAACGGGAAUGCGUCCAAGCGGGUCCCGCUCGAUAGGAUUUCCCCAACAAAGUUUGAUAAUGCGUUCUACUUGGAAGUGGCAACCGGGUUUGUGGUUCUCGAGUCGGACCAGAGGCUGUUCAGCAGCAUGGAAGGCCAGAUCCCAGUCGCCAAACUGGCGUUGCAAUUCUUCGGCAACGAUAAAUUCGGCAAGGCCAUGAACAAGAUGGGAGCCAUUGAGGUGCUGACGGGGACCAAUGGCGAGAUCCGGAAUGUUUGUAACGCUACUAAUUCGUGA
Messenger RNA from Striga asiatica, 813 nucleotides. NCBI's taxonomy places the organism in Eukaryota, Viridiplantae, Streptophyta, Magnoliopsida, Lamiales, Orobanchaceae. The record is from the annotation of a GenBank genome assembly.